AUGCUAUGUUAUUUGAAAGAGGAUUUCCAAAUUCAUCGAGCGCCUUUCCUCGUUUCCCUCUUUUCCUCUUUUCCCUCUUUCAUCUUCCAUCAAGAAAUCCUCCAUCGAGCAUCAUCUUCCAUCGAGAAAUCCUCCAUCGAGCGUCAUCUUCCAUCCUGCAGUCUGAUUAGAGAAAGUAGCAGUCUCCCUCUCUGCUACUGUGAUGCUGUGGUGCUGCCAUUGCUGAGAAAAGCAAUUCAAAAUGGAACAAAGGCAGCAAAGAUGCAUAAAAGAGGAAGGAAUCUGAUGCACGAUUGUUCCAAUGCUUGAAGCUGUGAUAGCUGUUGUCCAUGUUGAGAAGCUUGUUGUACAUUUCCAUGACACAUAUGGGCAAUCUCUUUCAAACAUUCUCAUUUCCAUCCAAGUAAGCAAAACUUGAAUAAAUUUGUUGUACUAAUGCAAAUUGGUCAAUUUGUGAAGAUAGUUUCUUAUUUGAUAUGUGGCGCAAUGCUGAAUGAUUGAGAAAAAAUGGGAGUUAGGAAGAGGACCGCUGGGAUUUUUAAAAGUUUAGG
Molecule: messenger RNA, 551 nt
Organism: Magnolia sinica
Lineage: Eukaryota; Viridiplantae; Streptophyta; Magnoliopsida; Magnoliales; Magnoliaceae
Exons: 3
Coding region: 1-309 (102 amino acids)
Source: RefSeq, a predicted model, not a curated record